CGGUUCCGUAGCAUGGAUGUAUUUUUGCUCGUGGUUCAUACAAAAGAUGCAGAGGACCAGAUAUAAAAGCAAAGAAGCGUUAAAUCUGAUCCCAGAUACAUUCUCGGGGAUUUUUCUAUUAAUUUAAAAUAUUUGGGUUAAUGAAAUCUCCACUUUGACGAUCCUUAGAGCUAAACCGCGCAAUUCUCUUUGUUUUAUAGAUAGACAUGGAUUGUUCUUAAAGUUAUAACGAGCGUAUACAAACAUUUUGGCUACGUACAGUUGGGAAAAACGUGUUGAAAUGGUAUUAAUCGUGUUUUGUGCAGUGGAAAAACGCGUGCCAUGAUCGGUGUGCGGUGUAGCUGUGCGGUUACCCAUGGAAACCGGAGACGCCUAAUCAGAUUUAGUUAGCGUUAGCUCCGCUUAGCAUCGCCUCACAAAUCUUGCACAGCUUUUGGAGAUUUUAGUUGAAAAUGGCAAACAAAGCCAAAGGAAAGUUGUCAAGUUUAUUUGACGAGGAUGAUUUGCUUGAUUUACUGGAUGAUAAAAAACAACCAGCCAAAAUGAACUCAAAUCGCAGUUUACCCACAAAUCGAUCGUCUGCUGCUGAUAACAUAUUUAGUGUGCUCGCAGGGGAGGUAAAGGAGGACGGUGUGGACAGUGAGAACUCAGAUGUUUCCGAAGCAGAUCCUAAUGAAAUCCUGAAAAACAUGAAGGACAUCGAUGACAUGGAGGCUGAUCUGUUUGUGCUAAAGAAAAAGCCAAGUUCUGCUCCAGUAAAGUCCUCUGGUAAAGACGGACCAAAGAAGAGUGCCACUACACUAGAAAACACUGACAAACCAGGAGGAGAAGAUAAAUCCUCCACUGAUAAGAAAAAGCCAAACUCUGCACCAUCUUCUGGGAGGAACUACAAAAAUUUCACAUUUUCUGAUGGAGAAGACCAGCUUGACGAUUUACUUCCUGAAGAAACCAAGCCCAAACCCAAGGCUGUGGAAAAGUCUGUGCCAUCCUCUCCCAUCUCGCCAAUCCUCAAAAAUAAGGCUCAAGCUCCAACCAAGAAGCGCUCUGACCUCACGUUUGACGACAACGAUGAUCUCAUGGACACUCUGGGGUUUGACAGUGAUCAAAGUACGGCCAAGAAAAAAGACGCUAAGCUGAGGGAGAACAAGGAAAUGUCUGACCAACCCCAAAGAGCUCGCACCAAACUGGACGACAUCCUGCAGAGCUUGACUUCACCUCACCUCCUCGAACGUCCCCCUACAGGUGAAAAGAAGGAACACCAACAGGACAAAACAUCUACUCUCAAAGAGAAACAAGACGAAGACCUGACUUUUGGAUCGUAUCAGCCCACGCUUGUGUCCACGCCUGAGGGCCGCCAAUCCCGCAGGCAGUCAGUCAGGUUUUCUACCGAAGACGUCUCUACUUUAGACAAGAAAUCCAAGCCCUCCACCCCGACCAGGCAGCGAGCUUCAGACUGGCUCGGCCUCAAAGCGAACGGUGACCACAUACAAGACCGCAGUGACCAGAGAACAGAGCCCGAAAAGGAGUCUCCCAACCUCCCCGCGGCGGCUCCAUCAGAGAGGAAAGCGCCCCUAUCUGGCCCCGCCUCAGCUCCCGUCAAAUCUGCGGUGGAAACCCAAUCACCAUCUGAUAAUGAAGUUGUGAAAGCGGCCAAAGCGGAGGUCCCCGUGAGCCAGAAGGAAAAUGAGGACGAGGAUGACUGGCUGUCUGGAGCGCUGAGCAGGAAGAGGGCGCUAUCUGGGUCCAGGCAAGGAUCCAGAACGCAAAUCAUAACGCAGGAGGAUAAAAUGGAAGUUACAAAGAAGGCAGAUGUGGAUUUAAAUAUAAGUAAACAAGUGACUUCACACACUCCCAGGAUGAGAGAAGACUCUGCUUUAUCUGUCAGAAACUCUCCCAGCGAACCAGGCCCUGUGGCACACUCUACUCCAAUUAAAGACGACACAACAAAGCACGGGGACAAGACAAUUAAAGAACUCCAAACCGCACCAGCUCCUGUCCAACCACAGAUCACACUCUCAGCUGACAAUCUGCAGAUGCUACUACAACAACAGAUGACGCAGCCUCCUCUUUUGAGCCUGGGCGGUCACGUGUCCGCAGGUGCACAGCCCUUUGCGGAUCCUCAGUCCUGGCAGGCCCGCGUGGUUCAGCUGGAGGGACAGGUGAAGACUCUGCAGAUGGAGCGGGACCAGAGCCAACUGUUACUGGAGAAUCUUCAGCUCAGACAUAAACAGGAUAUGGAGCUGAUGGAGAAUGCACACAAGGCCCGUGUGAAGAUGCUGGAAGAGUCUGCAGCUCAGAGAGAGACUAGACUGAGGCAGGAGUGCGAGGACCUGAUGGAGAGACUGGCCGCGCUGACACGCUCCACCGAGCAGGAGCGCUCCGAGCUGCAGGCACAGUACCAGCGCAAACUGUCCCAGGCGCAGCAAGAGAGAGACCGCGAGGUGGAGAGGCUCAGAGAACUGCAGAGGAAAUCAAUCCUAGAAAUGAAAAAGGACCACGAGGAUCAGAUUCAUCGCCUGAAGAAAUUAAAGGAUGAAGAGAUUGACGCAGUGACGAGCGCGACUUCUCAGACCAGGUCCCUGAGUGUGGUGAUCGAGCAGAUGGAGCAGUUCUCGUCUCGUCUGGGGGAGCUCUCGUGUCGAGUGGAGAGCUCUCAUGAGAACACGGCUCAGGGGCUGGAGCAGGGGGCACGGCACAGGGACGAGCAGCUAAGAAUUCUGCAGGACCGCCUGGCUCAGCAGCAGAAAGCCAUGUCUGAGGAGAAGGCUUACCUCAAAGAAAUCAUUUCCAGGAUGGACACUCAGAUCAGUGAACAGCAGAGGCAGCUCGAGAAGGAGCGCUGGAGAGUGACAUCGGAGCAGGCAAAAGCCGAGUCGACACAAAGGGCCCUUGAAGAUGAGCGGCGUUCCCUCAGCAUGCAGAUGAACAUGGAGAGAGAGGAGCUGGAGAGAGCCAAGAGUGCGCUGCUGGAGGAGCAGAAGUCGGUGAUGCAGCACUGUGCCGAGGAGCGGAGGAGACUGGCAGCAGAGUGGGCCAGUUUCCACGCUCAGGAGAAGCAGAGACAUGACAGGGCCCAGAGGGAAGUGAGCAGUCUGCUGGAGAGGAGGGAGGGCUCCAUCAUCAGUAUGGCACAGGAGCAAGCUGACCUGAAGCUCCGCACCGCUGAGCUAAAACAAAAGGAGCUCGCCGUGGCCCAGGAGAGAGAGAAUCUGGACAGACUGAGAGAGGAGCUGGAGAGAGAGAAGGAACGGAUUAGCACCACAGCUCUGAGACUCAAGACAAGAGCCCAGGAGGUGGAAGCUUUCAGCAAGCUGGCUGCUGACAAAUUUGAAGAAGGGGAGCAGGCGCUGCACCAAGCCAAAGUGGUGGAGGCCGAGCACGAGGCGAGACUGCGAAAUAUCCACUCUCAAACAGAGAAACUGAGACAACAGGAACAGAGGAUCCUCCAGGAAAGAAUGUACCUAACCAAUUUACAAAAGGAGCAGCCAAGACCAGCCAUCCCCACCUACCCCUCCAUGCCUCCAGUUCUCGCUCCAGUGCCACCAGACUUAAUGCCAGUAGUGCCAAGCUCAAAACUGGCACCAACCUUAAAUAUUUUGCCAAACACAUUUGCCAACUCCCAGUCAAUGGCGCUACAGGCGAGUUUGGCUCUGUGGAAGUACACUGCUGAAAAAGAUCGUGAAUACCUUGAAGAUGAGAAGGCUUUUCUAGAGAAUUUGAAGAAGAAAUCGUACAAUUCAAACUUAACAGAUUGAUAGUUGUUUUUAUUUUUAAAUUGUUUUUGUAAGUCAUGUUUAAACUUUUGUACAAAAAAAUAAAGUGUUAUUUAUGAUU
Molecule: messenger RNA, 3834 nt
Organism: Boleophthalmus pectinirostris (great blue-spotted mudskipper)
Lineage: Eukaryota; Metazoa; Chordata; Actinopteri; Gobiiformes; Gobiidae
Product: fas-binding factor 1 homolog
Exons: 30
Coding region: 453-3755 (1100 amino acids)
Biological process (GO): cilium assembly; establishment of epithelial cell polarity
Cellular component (GO): centriole; ciliary transition fiber; ciliary basal body
Source: RefSeq, a predicted model, not a curated record